Bombyx mandarina (wild silkworm) is the source of this 1224-nucleotide messenger RNA. It is a transcript of the gene Hus1-like, whose product is annotated as Hus1-like checkpoint clamp component. The record is from RefSeq and is a predicted model, not a curated record. Gene Ontology annotation, biological process: telomere maintenance; mitotic DNA replication checkpoint signaling; nucleotide-excision repair. NCBI's taxonomy places the organism in Eukaryota, Metazoa, Arthropoda, Insecta, Lepidoptera, Bombycidae. Gene Ontology annotation, cellular component: site of double-strand break; checkpoint clamp complex; nucleolus.
CUAAGUUUUGAAAACAACACAGUAUUGGAAAAAUAAAACAUAAAUUACAUGUCGAAACUGUGUUUAGUUACUAAUUAUUAUAUAUCUUAAAAUAGUGUGCAAUUCAUCAUCUCAUUUUGCACGAAUUAAACAACUGUUUUCAAAAGACGAAAAACAUAUCACUAUGAAAUUCCGUGCUGUUAUGAAUAACUCUUCUCCAAUACGCGAAUUCUCAAAAUUUUGUUUUCAGCUAUUGUUAGUACAAUAUCAAAACUGUCUAAGGAGUGUGUCCUAAGGAUAGCAGACGAUAUGUUGUAUUUCAUUGUCAGCGAUGAAAACACUGGACCAGCCCCUCCGGUACUAUGGUGUGAAAUACCACAAAGUGUAUUUUUCUCUGAAUAUCAAUUGGUUGGAAUGGAUGAAACUCACCAAGACAUUUAUUUAGGAUUGAAUUCGGGUAAUCUCGCAAGAUCUUUUGUCUCCUUGAAAAAUGUAAAAUCAUUAAAAAUGAAGUUAACAAAGAAACAGUGUCCGUGCCUAACAUUGGAAAUUGAAGUGCCGUCUACAACCUCUCAUCAGACGAGGCAGAUUGUGCAUGACAUUCCAGUAGCAGUUGUGCCAUGGAAAAACUGGCCAGACUUUUAUGAACCCAGAGUACCAGAUCCUGAUAUAUCAAUAGAAUUACCAAGUUUGAAACAGCUACGUACAACAAUAGAUCGUAUGAGAACGAUGGCAUCUGAGGUGAUGGUGCGAGCUUCUGCUGGUGGUCAAUUAAUCUUACAGAUCAGAGCAGACAUGGCUAAAGUGUCUACAAGGUUUAAAGAUUUGAAUGUUGCUCAUUUUGAUGGCCCAGUAGACAAUUCGGACCCUGAAACGGACAGCCAAGGAAAUGAAGAUAGCUCAGAAAUAGUACAGUGUCGUGUUGACGCAAAGAAACUAGCACUUUUCUUGAACGUUGAUCACAUAUCAACGAAUACAACAUUAUGUAGUAUUGUGCACAAGAGACUUGUGACAUUGUGCUUACAGACAGAUGAUAAUGUUAAAUUGCAAUGUUUCAUAAGUGGAAUUGUGUAUUGAGCAAGAAAGGUGUCAAGAAAUUCAUUAGUACACAGUGAUUUAUUAAGUUAGGACCACACUGGUGGUAGGUAUCUUGUGAGUCAGUCCACACAGGGAGGUACCACCACCCUGCCUAUUUCUGCUGUGAAGCAGUAAUGUGUUUCGGUUUGAAGGGCGGGGAAGCCAUUG